This is a messenger RNA of Haliotis rubra (blacklip abalone), 4458 nucleotides long. RefSeq names its product PWWP domain-containing protein 2A-like. Gene Ontology annotation, molecular function: chromatin binding. The record is from RefSeq and is a predicted model, not a curated record. Gene Ontology annotation, cellular component: nucleus; chromocenter. Lineage: Eukaryota; Metazoa; Mollusca; Gastropoda; Lepetellida; Haliotidae.
AUCCCCUUAGAAUAUGGCCGACCUAAAACGGAAACACCACCGCAUUUCGAAAGGGGAUAAAGUGCCUGUAUUGAUCGAAGAAGCAUUAGAUGAUGUAUUCGUUGUGACCUUGAAAAGUGGAAAUAAAGAAUUUCGAGGAGUAUUAUUGGAUUGCAGUAAGAGAAACAUUCCCCACGGCGUAUGCUUCUCUUCAUUACCCAAAACUCCUGAUAAAUCUGAAGAAAAGGGCGUCAACAGCACCUCAAAUGAGCCUGGAGAAAAUGAGAAUGGACAAAUUAGUGUGUCAGCAUCUACUCAUAGAUACACAUACAAUAAUGAUCCAACUUCAUUGACAGAAAAAGUUGUGUUAGUACAUCCUAAAGGCAACCUGCGACCAGUACGCAGCAAAGCAGUGCGUGAUAUUCGUCUUAGACCGCGUCAGACACUAUGUUCUAAAUGUAAAAACAUGAUUCAUGAAAAUGGCAAAGUGUCAGCUGUGAAAUCUUCUUCCCCAAAACAAUCAAAACCAGUUACAAAUAUCACAAAGCCUCAACUGAGUCCUUCACGACAUUUAAAUCGGCCUAUGGUCACACUAAAAUGGGGUUUACGAAAAAGAAAAUAUCAACAAGAAGACACAAAUGAAAAUGAGGUGAAAAAGCCUGCACCUUCAAAAUCUACAAGUGCAAAAACACGAGAGAGGCCAGAGAGACAAACGCGUAGUUCUGUGGACAAUAAAAUUGCCCAGGCAAAAGAGUCAUUUCCAGAAGUGAGAUUGUAUAAGUUAGAGGACGUUAGAAGUGAAACAAAGACUGCUCAAAAUGGGGCUCAGAAUUGUGAAAGCAGAUCACAGAAAGAAGAUGAGCAUCCAGAGCAGAGUGAUGAAGUAGACAGUGCUACAGUUAAACCACAGGUACAAACUGAUAUUGGAACAAAAAGCUCCGAAUCCCAAACAACUCCUAUUAUUAAGAUAUCCUUUGGUGAUGGGGCUGUGCUCAAAAUACCUCCCCGUCUGCCUGGUGCUGAAGUUGAUGAUCAUGUUGAAAGUAGCUCAGAAGAAAUUCAAGAAAAGCAUGUUGAUCCUCCAGUAGAAAAUAGGAAUUAUGUUAUGCACAAGAAACUGAAAAAAGCCAUGAAAAAGUCAAAGGAAAGAGUGCGAAACAAAUCAGGUGACCAUGAAAACAGAGCCCAGAGUUUAGAUGAAAAGUCAGACAAACAUCAUAGGAAGCACAAGCGAAAACACAAACAUCGCCAUCUUAGUCCUUAUGAGAGUCGACCCUUGGAAUCGAACACAAAUGUGAUUAUUAAUGAUUGGAAUGCUAAUGAAGAGAAAGAUUUGAAAGAAACUUUUGACAAAGAUUCUUUAGACAAAGAAUCCUUGGAAAUGGAAAACAAAAGUAUCAGUGACUGGGUAGAUCAGAUUAGCAAUGGAGAAGAUGAGGAUGAGAAUUCUGUACCAACUCAAGAAGAGGUUCGACACCCACGUCCACGAUUACUCUACACAUGGAACAACAAUAGAGGUCUUUCACGUGUUGAAGCAAGUCCUAAAGAAUUCAGAUUUACCCCAGAAGAAAGGUUUCCCUCAGAAGAAAGUUUUCCUCCAGAUGAGAAAAUUUCCCAAGGUGACAUAUUUCCUCCAGAGGAAAGAUUUCCACCUGAGGAAAACUUUCCAGAAGAAAAUUUUGUGCCAGAACAGCAAUUCCCACCAGAAGAACACUUCCCUCAAGUUGAACAGUUCCCUGUGGAACAAAGGUUUCCGGAUGAAGAGCCAUCUUUGACAUACGAAGCUUCCCCUCCUCCCAUGAUUGUUGGAGUGGGCCCCUACAGUCCGAUAAGUUCCGCAAGUGAACCCUCCGAUGACCCGACUGACUUGCAUGACGAUAUGGCAUAUGGCCCACCAGGGCUGGGUGCCAUGAUGGGGGAAAUCAGUGUUGAGGAACCACAGACAGAUUCAGAUGUGAAAAAUAUGAAACCACUCAUGAUGAAAAUUCAGACUCAGACCGUGGUGAAAUGUGUGACAGAGACUGGUCGACAGCUUCAUGUUGGGGACAUUGUGUGGGGGAAAAUUCAGGGAUUUCCAUGGUGGCCAGGGAGGAUCCUGUCCAUUACAGUCACCCAGAAAGACAAUGGUGUUGUCAUUGCACAAAUAGCCCAUGUGACCUGGUUUGGUUCGUCAACUAUGUCUCAUAUGCAGUGCUCAGAACUUUUUCCAUUUCUAGAGGAUUUUAAACUCCGCUUUAAUAAAAAAAAGCGUGGUCCAUAUCGGAUAGCCAUUAAACAGGCCACAAUGGCUGCCCAGUCAAACUAUAGUCACUCUGGGCACCACAUUGAUUUGACAGAUCUGGAUGAGUACAAGUCAAGUUAGGUACAUGAGCCUGUUAUUUGGGCUUUGCAGAGACUUGGAACAUUUUCCAUGAAAAUGUCCAUACAGUGCUGUAGGAGAGGACCAUUGACAAGUCCUGUUUUGUGGUCCACUGAUAGUCAAACAUAAAGAUAGAUAUAUAUAUAUAUAUUGUGACAUAAGUGCUUUGUAACCUACAGCUAAGCUUAAGGAUUACAUCUUGUUUGCUCAGAAAUAUUUCUCACUGUAUGGUAUUUACCGGUAGAAUAUUUUAGGAUGCUAUGAUACAGCGUCAUUAUUGUGAAGGCUGUUUGUGAGCCACUUUGUGAAUAUCAUGUAUUUUGAUGGACCUUAUUUGUACCCUGUUUGGAAACAUUAGAAAUGCAGCCAGCCUUAAACCAUGUUGAGCUCAGCUCAUUAAUGUUAACAAUAUUUAUCUGUUGACUUUUGUCACGGUCAUACGGAGAUGUACCCCACAGCGACCUCAGUCUCAGUUCAAAUCCUAAACAUGGCUCGGUAUAGCAGACGUAAUGUUCAACUGCAAAACAGCAUCUAUCACUUUUAAAUCAGAAAUAACCCACAAGGAGUAAGAUGCAAGAACAGUAAUUAGCCAACAAAAUCAUUUCUUCAAACUCAAAACUUGUAAAUCUUUUAGCCCAAAUCUAUUCUUGAUACUUGAUAAAGAAUAGAUGGAACAUGAGUAGGGUUAGAAUCAUGGCUAAAGUCAGGCUGUUCUUUGUUCUCAUGCAUGGUUACUAUAAGUUACGUGGAUGACAAGAUUUUGUUUUUGUGAAAAAAGAACAAUUAGGAGGCGUAUUUUUGGAAAUUUUACUGCCUGAGAAAAUGAUCAUUCUGUGAGUGUUUUCCCCUCUGGUAAACCUUGCCUAUUGAAAUACUGUAAUGAAGGAGAUAUUUGGGUAGGCAUUAGUAUGCUGAGAGGUUGUAAGGUUGGAUAUUGAUAUCGAUCAUAGAGCUUAACGAAAAAUAUCAGAGAAGGAAACAAAAUGCUAAAAUUAUGCUGAACUUUCGGAAACAUAAUUUAGAAGUGGACCACAAAUAAUUAAACUUGUGUAUUUCGUGUGUAAAUGAAAAUUAUAUUUCCUGACACUAAUUUGAGAGAGCUAUUGUAAAGUUUAGUUGUCAGUUUUUUUCAUGAAUCCAUAUCUACAAACAAAAGCAUCCCUUUGCACAAAAUACUCACAAGGACUAGAAUGUGAGUUUCUUGCCUUUAAUUCUACAGUGAAUAUAUUUUGAAAAUAGCCUUAAAUUUGACUUAGAUUGUGGUCCAAUGGUGUUUUUAUUUCAGAGUUUAUACUGCAUGAAACAUGCUUCCGGCUGUGGAUGAUGUGAGUGCUAGUUGCCACACAUGCUGUGUUGGUGAUCGGGGUCAGUUUUGGGGAAAUCAGGAUCAUGUAGAUCAGAUGUUUGAUAGGUAUUUAGAAGUUGGUAGGGUAAUACAAGACACUUGAUAUGGAUGUGCACCAUCUUUAUUAUUUACAACACAAUGUUUCUUCACCUGAUGAAGGGGAAAGUAUUAGCCCCAGCAGGUAGCUGGAGCUCCCAUCAGGAGGGCCCUGACCAUCAGGUAGCUGGAACUCCCAUCAGGAGGACCCUGACAAUAAGGUAGCUGGAGCUCCCAGUAGGAGGACCCUGACCAUCAGGUAGCUGGAGCUCCCAUCAGGAGGACCCUGACCAUCAGGUAGCUGGAACUCCCAGCAGGAGGACCCUGACCAUAAGGUAGCUGGAACUCCCAUCAGGAGGACCCUGACCAUAAGGUAGCUGGAGCUCCCAUCAGGAGGGCCCUGACCAUCAGGUAGCUGGAGCUCCCAGCAGGAGGGCCCUGACCAUCAGGUAGCUGGAGCUCCCAGCAGGAGGGCCCUGACCAUCAGUGUAUUCAUGUAUUUCAUCUGGACUGUUGGAUUGCAAUGAAUGUUUGGUUACACUUGGUUCAAGUACCUUCUUUCAUCACCACUGCGUAAAUGCUAUUAUUCACUCAUUGUAAACCUGUAUAUCCAUGAUGGAUUAUGUUUUUAGAUGUAUACAUCUUGAGGAUGUUUUGUGUAUUGGUAGUAUUUGACUGUGUCUACUGUCUGCACAUCUGUAUGGAAUGCAGGACAAGUUGUGGUUUCUCAUCAGGCGUU